AUGGAGGAGCCCAACGGUGGCGCCGGCGAGAGCAGGUGGUCCAAGCUGGCAACGACGCUUCCCGUCAGCAACGUCCAGGCUCUGGCUGCGCCCACCGCCGACGAGCUGACGCCCGACACCAUCCAACGGUACAUCCAGCCGGACAUCGACGCACACGCGGUUUUCGCUGAGCAUUCCGACGACGUCCCGGUGAUCGACCUCAGCAAGCUCCUGAGCCCCGAGUCCGUGGAAGCGGAGGCCGCGAAGCUCAAGUUUGCCUGCGAGGAGUGGGGAUUCUUUCAGCUGGUAAAUCACGGAGUGCCAGAUGAGGUCAUCGCGGGCGUAAAGCGUGACAUAGAAAAGUUCUUUCAGCUCCCCCUCGACGUGAAGAAUGCUUACGCGCAGCGCCCAGGAGAUCUUCAAGGUUACGGCCAAGCCUUUGUUCAAUCCAAUGAUCAAAAGCUUGACUGGUCUGAUAUGUUCGCGCUCUACACUCAGCCACCUCAGGCCCGUGACAUGAGUUACUGGCCAAGUCAACCUCAUACAUUCAGAAAAUACAUUGAAGAAUACUCUUCGGAGCUGAUGAAACUCGCUGAUUCUGUUGCUACCUUCAUUGCAAAAACACUAGACGCUGACCCUGAAUUGGUGGCAGACAAAAAUGUGGUGCAGAUUUUUAGGAUGAACUACUACCCUCAAUGCUCGUCAGCGCCCGACAAGGUUUUAGGUUUCUCACCACAUUCUGAUGGAUCUUUUCUAACUAUCCUACUAGAAGUUAAUUCAGUUCAAGGCCUACAAAUUAGAAGGCAUGGUGCAUGGAUCCCAGUCAAACCACGUACUGAUGCAUUAUUGGUUAAUGUGGGUGACCUUCUUGAGAUCAUGACAAACGGGAAGUACAAGAGCAUUGAGCACAGAGUUACUGUAAAUGCCCAUAAGGAACGGUUAUCCAUAUCAGCAUUUCACGUCCCAAAGUUAGAUGGAAUAAUUUCACCAAUUUUGGGCAUUAUGGAAGAGAAGGUAUUAUACAAGACAACAAAUGUAGAAGAGUAUUCAAGACUUUAUAUGUCAAACAAACUAGAUGGCAAGAGGGCCCUCGAUCAUGCAAAAUUAUCCAUAAUAUAUUAA
Messenger RNA from Lolium rigidum, 1101 nucleotides. Its product is annotated as 2-oxoglutarate-dependent dioxygenase 11-like. The record is from RefSeq and is a predicted model, not a curated record. The transcript has 4 exons. NCBI's taxonomy places the organism in Eukaryota, Viridiplantae, Streptophyta, Magnoliopsida, Poales, Poaceae. Bases 1 to 1101 code for a protein of 366 amino acids.